Messenger RNA from Apaloderma vittatum (bar-tailed trogon), 2628 nucleotides. RefSeq names its product centrosomal protein 83kDa (gene CEP83). Gene Ontology annotation, cellular component: centrosome. The coding region runs from base 1 to 2628 and encodes 875 amino acids. The record is from RefSeq and is a predicted model, not a curated record. The transcript has 16 exons. NCBI's taxonomy places the organism in Eukaryota, Metazoa, Chordata, Aves, Trogoniformes, Trogonidae.
AUGGAUGCUUCGGGCGGUCUCCCUCCUCCUGUGGUUGGAAAUGGUGAUACGGCUAAUUCAGAACAACUACAAAAACUUCUGAUUGAUGAAAAGAUGCGAUCUGAACACCAUAGAGUAAAUUAUCGGAUUCUAAAGGCAGAACAUCAAAGAUUACAAGAGGAAUAUACAAAAUCACAAGAUGAAUUGAAGCAAUUGUUAGCUGAAAAGCAGACUGUACAUGAAAAAAUUCAGUUACUUCUUGCUGAAUAUCAAGAGGAGUUGCUGGGUAAAACACAAGAGCUGGAAAAACUGAAGAUGCAAGUGCUAACUCCUCAAAAAUUAGAACUGUUAAAAGCUGAAUUGGAAUCUCCUAUGACAGAACGUUAUCAGAAGCUAGAAAAUGAAGUGGAAAAAUACAGAACAGAAUAUAACAAACUUCGUUAUGAACAUACUUUUCUGAAAUCAGAAUUUGAACAUCAAAAGGAAGAACAUGCACGCAUUCUAGAAGAGAAGAAAAUAAAAUAUGAGGCUGAGAUUGCAAGGCUGGAUAAAGAUAAAGAAGAACUCCAUAAUCAGCUGCUUAGUGUUGAUCCCACGAGGGACAGUAAACGCGUGGAGGCACUCCUUAGAGAAAAGGCACAACUGUAUCAGAAAUUAAAAGGCUUGGAAGCAGAAGUAGCAGAACUAAGAGCAGAAAGAGACGAUUGUGGUGUGCAAGCAGAAAAUGUUCAAAGAGUACAAGUACGACAAUUAGCUGAGAUGCAGGCUCUGACACGGUCUCUAGAGGCAGAAAAGAAGUCUGCUGAACUACAGGUAGAUCGAAUUGAGAAAGAAGUGCGGAUGAGUCAUGAGCAAAACAUUCUCUUAACUGGCAAACUUCACAAAGCUGAACGAGAAGUCAGUUCGUUAGCUGCUAAGGUAGAAGAACUUAAGCAUUCACAUAAAUUGGAAGUAACAAAUAUCAAGCUGGAGGCAGCAAGAACAAAGAGUGAGGUAGAAAGAGAGAGAAACAAGAUUCAGAGUGAAAUGGAUGGAUUGCUGUCAGACAAGGAAAUUCUUAAGGCAGCUGUUGAACGUCAUAAGGUGCUUUUAGUAGAGAAGGAUCGGGAGCUAAUUCGUAAAGUACAAGCUGCCAAAGAGGAAGUUUUUGAAAAAAUUGCAGCCUUACAGGAUGAAAAGUUGGAGCUCGAGAACAGAUUAGCCGAUCUAGAGAAGAAGAAACUGGAAGAAGACACUUGGAGACAAUCUGAAAAGGAUCAGUAUGAAGAGAAGCUACGGGUCGCGCAGCUGGCAGAAGAGUCUAGCAAAAAGAAACUUCAGCAUUUGCGAUUAAAAAUUCAACAGCAAACUAUUCAGACAGAGGAGUUGGAAGAAAAGAGACAAGAAAGUGCUGAUAUGAAACAGCAAAUUCACAACAUGCAGCUCCAGCUUGCCUCACUUGCUCUAUCAGAAAGUGAUUUGCUGGAGUCCAAUCAGAAGCUGAAGGAAGUAAUAGAGAGAUUGAAACACGAAUGUCAACAUGCAAUGGCUCAGGCAGAAAAAGCUCAACUGGAAUCAGAGAAGACUUUAGAAUACAAACGUAUAGAAUGGCUGGAGGAGAGGCAGGUGCUUGCUCAGCGCAUCACAGAGACAGAAGAGAAAUACAACGAAAUGAAGAACAAGCUACGUCGAGCUGCUGUUGCUCAGAAAAAGAGAAAGACUCUCAAUGAUAAUAAACAAAGGAGGAUGCGAGAGAAACUAGAACUUUUGGAAGCCAAGAUAGAAGAACUAGAGACAGAAAAUCAGGUGUUAAAUAGGCAGCAUGUUUCCUACGAAGAACACACACGCCUCCAGAAGAGACUAAAGGACUUGCAACGUAGGCACAACGAAUUCCGGAGUUUAAUUCUGAAUCCUAACAUACCGCCGCUCUAUCCAGUCGGCACGAUGUCAUCGUCUGCCUUGCCUCUGGGGCCUGCAGUGUCCUUCCCCCUUCUUCAGGAGGAACAGCAUCAAAGAGAGCUUUCCCUGCUUCGCAAGCGAUUGGAAGAACUAGAAACCACACAGAGGAAGCAGCUGCAAGAUCUUGGACCAUCUAGAGAGCGGCCUUGCUUCUGCUUCUGCCUGAAGCGUGGCUGGCAUCCGCCGGAGCUGGCCGGCCACGUGCCGUGGGAUUGGGCCUGCGCCCAGCUUCUGACACCAUUUGCAACCAAACCAGCCAAACCAGCUCACGCGAGCUCUCCUGUUCCACGGUCUCUGGCCUCUCCUGUGGCCACAGCAGCAGUAAAUGGUUUUGAGUGCUCCUCGGCCCAGGAGCCCUGUGGAGGCGUCACCCGUCGGCCCCAGCCCAGGAUUUCUACACCACACCUGGGCCGCUUCUGCCGUUCACAGCCCAGGGCACCCAAGGCAGAGGAUGGCUCUUCCCACUCCCGUGGGCCACUGUGCGAUGUCCAUCACCUCCAGGGGUGGACCCCUUUGGAUACACGUGGAAACGUAGCUCUGUCUUACCAACGCCUUGCCUCAAACCUGCGGGCAGGCAGCAGCCUCAGCAAGUGCCUCUGCGCGACUGCAGCAGCAGCCACGGUGACAAAAUGUCUUAGUUCUGUACUGGAGGGUGGGACUGAGCUGGCAGAGCCAGAGCCACAGCUGCUCCUCCAUGGUUUUGCACAGUAG